AUGGCGCAGUUCAUGGAGGCACUGACUAAUGUGACCAAGGGACAGGAUGACUUGCGAGUUCUCGUUGAGAACUCCAGAAGGAAUGAGAAUGGAGGACAUCAUGGGCUGUUUGAUGAUGUGUCUGGCAGGAUUGAUGAUUACCAUGAUCCGAAUGAGUUUAAUCACGUAUCAAGGCAUAGUGCUAAGGGUGCACAUGAGGAAGUUGAAAGGUAUCGUCUGAUUGAAGAGCGUCUUAGAGCUGUUGAAGGCAAAGGGGUGUUAGGCAUGGAUAUCAAUGACUUGGGGUUGGUUUCUGGCGUGAGGAUUCCACCGAAAUUCAAAGUUCCAUCUUUUGACAAGUACAACAGAGCAACUUGUCCUAUGACUCAUGUUAAGGCGUAUUAUAGGAAGAUGUCAGUAUACUCUGAGGAUGAGGGCUUUCUAAUGCACUUCUUCCAGGAUAGUCUUGCUGGGGCUUCUUUGGAGUGGUAUGUACAACUCGAGCGCACUCAUAUUCAUUCUUGGAGAGAUCUUGUGGAAGCUUUCAUCAAGCACUAUCAGUACAACAUGGACAUGGCGCCGAAUCGAACUCAACUUCAGAGUUUGGUUCAAGGUCCGAAAGAUUCCUUCAAGGAAUAUGCUCAAAAAUGGCGCGAGCUAGCGGCAAGAGUUCAACCACCAAUGACUGAGCGUGAGAUGAUCGACAUGUUCACCAGUACUUUGUCUGGACACUACUACUUGGCUUGUAGUGCUUCCGCCAAUUUUUCUGAAAUGGUGAGAUAUGGCGAGCAUGUUGAGAUGGGCCUCAAAAUGGGGAAAAUUCAGUUAGGAGCUUCUUCUAAUACUUCUAGUGGGAAGAAACAAGCUGAGGGUUAUGCCAGAAGGAAGGAAGGAAAUGCGGAUGCCAUAUAUGGAAGAAGGGGUUCAGGGAGAAACAAUUCACAGGUCUAUGCUGUCAUGAUCCCAGUACCGCAACAACAACAACAACAUCAGAAUGGACAGCGUUCCAACAAUGAUCGCUACCCUCCCAGGACUAGGCCUCAUAGAAAGAUUGAUCCGAUUCCCAUGAUCUAUGCUCAGGUGUUGCAACAUUUGCUCAAGAUUGAGAAGAUUACUUUGAGAGAUGCUCCGAAUGCUCCAGACACACAAUCUCCGAAUUACAAUGCAAACGCACGAUGUGCUUUCCAUUCAGGCGCUCCUGGCCAUGAUACCGAGAGGUGUAUUGCGUUGAAGAACAAAGUCCAAGACUUGUUGGAUCAAAAGAUAAUCCAGUUCACUCCUACACCCAAUAUUGUCAAUAAUCCGAUGCCUACUCACGGAGGUUCGGGUGUGAAUGCCAUUGAGAGUGAAGAGAUAAGUGUUGUGUCUGAUGUGGGCAGUUUGACCUUUCCUCUUGUGUCUGUGAAGCAACAUCUGGUUAAUAGCGGUAUCUUCCCGGGCUGUGGUGUGAAUUGUGAGAAUUGCAAGAGUCAACUCGAAGGUUGUGCUGAGUUGAAAAGUAUGGUACAAAAGCUUAUUGAUGAGGGUCCUCUUCAAUUUUAUCGAAGGUUGAGAGGCGUGAAAAGUGAGGAUGGUGAAGUGGCUGUGAUCUCAAUUCCUUAUGAGCCAGUUGCUCCAAUAUGUAUCCAAGUGCCUAUUCAGAUACCUGUCAGUAUCCCAUAUGAGGAACAACCAGCGGCGUUGAUGAUUACCGUGCCAGGGCCAAUUCCAUAUGAGAGUGAGAAGGCCAUCCCUUGGCAUUAUGGUUCAGACGUGUAUUACUAUGGCACAAAGGAAGAGGGUGAGCCGUCUAAAGAGAAACUUGUGGAAGCCGCAGUUGCAAACACUGAUAAUUUCGCUGGUACCGGUAGAAUCACUCGCAGUGGCAGGGUGUUCUCCCCUCAGCCAAUACAAAACAAUGCAGAUGCUUUGGCUAAGGCCAAAGGCAAACAAGUGAUGACUGAUGUCCAGAAUUCUCCGACUCAGAAUGAGGCACCUGAUAGUGCUGUGCCUUCCAAGGAUGUGGAAGAGUUGUUGAGAAUCAUCAGAAAGUCUGAUUACAAAGAAAUAUCUGUAAAUCAGUUAGAGGCGGUGGCCAACAAUAUUUCAGCUGGAAAUGGCUUGGGGUUCACCGAUCGUGAUCUUCCUCCUGAAGGGAGAAACCAUAACAAGGCGUUGCAUAUUUCGAUGGAGUGUAAGGGGACGACUUUGUCCCGUGUUUUGGUUGAUACAGGCUCUUCUUUGAAUGUGCUUCCCAAGUCGGCUCUCAUGAGAAUUGACUAUGCUGGUGUUGAAUUGAGGCCUAGUGAGUUGGUGGUGCGUGCCUUUGACGGUUCAAGAAGGUAUCAUGUUUCUGGUGUCUGCGCUUCACAGCUUAAAUUACACCCAUCAAUUAGAAUACUAAAGUUAUCCAUUUCAGGUCCUACCAAAGCUUUAGAUUUCUUGCUGUCAUUUCAUAUGCUUAAUAACAAUGUGGGUUGGUUCAUAUCAAUUAACAUAUUGGCUACAUAUUUGGUAGGCUCGUCUUUAGCAUGGAUCAUUAUCAAAGCAUAA
This is a messenger RNA of Vicia villosa (hairy vetch), 2511 nucleotides long. RefSeq lists its product as uncharacterized. Bases 1 to 2511 code for a protein of 836 amino acids. The transcript is spliced from 4 exons. NCBI's taxonomy places the organism in Eukaryota, Viridiplantae, Streptophyta, Magnoliopsida, Fabales, Fabaceae. Gene Ontology annotation, molecular function: aspartic-type endopeptidase activity. The record is from RefSeq and is a predicted model, not a curated record. Gene Ontology annotation, biological process: proteolysis.